Messenger RNA from Harpegnathos saltator (Jerdon's jumping ant), 5038 nucleotides. It is a transcript of the gene Nep2, whose product is annotated as M13 family metallopeptidase neprilysin 2. The coding region runs from base 377 to 2701 and encodes 774 amino acids. Gene Ontology annotation, biological process: protein processing. NCBI's taxonomy places the organism in Eukaryota, Metazoa, Arthropoda, Insecta, Hymenoptera, Formicidae. The record is from RefSeq and is a predicted model, not a curated record. Gene Ontology annotation, molecular function: metalloendopeptidase activity. The transcript is spliced from 10 exons. Gene Ontology annotation, cellular component: plasma membrane.
CACUAACAGUCGAAACUGAUUCGUAUCCUGAUCUCAAAAGAAGGCUACGAUCUCUUGGCAGCCUUCUUUCUUGUCGAUUUUCUUCUCAAAGAGAUCACCGAGAGAGGAAAACGAAUAAGACAAGAAGCUCUCUCUGAGAGCAGGAGAUAUCGAGGAGGAAGGAAUGAGAUAACCGCACAGGAACACGAGAAGAAGCCGCCGAUAUUCCUCUGACAUUCCGGACGGCGGUUUUUCGAUAAAAUCAAAAAGCCGGAUUGAACACAACGGGAGAAUCUAAGACGAGCGUAGUGUGUUUCUUUUUGGUGGUUAUGUGUUAGUGAGAACCGACGAGAAUACAAGGCAAACGUGGCAUAGAAGCAACAGUCUACUAGUCGCUAUGACCAACAGCAUGAAGCAAACGGUUAUCAAAAACCCGACAUGGUGGAAGAGGCGGUCCGGUUUGGAACGCGGGUUAACGGUGAUCGCGGUUUCCGGGUUCCUCUUAUGCAUCGCUUUAGCGGUGGCACUCGGAAUUUUGGCGAGCAACACGACAUGCAGCAGCAAGCCCGAAACCGAACCCGCUAAUGCAGAGAUGCUACCGUCCACAGCCGAGGCGUUGAGCGGCUCAAAUAUGCCAAAGGGCAUCCAGACCGUGGAGAAAAGCCCGGAAUGCAAUGAUAUCUGCAUGACACCGGGAUGCGUUUCUACAGCCUCGCAGAUAUUGAAAAACAUGAACCCCGACGUGGAACCCUGCGAUGACUUUUACAAGUUCGCCUGCGGCGGCUUUCUCGACACUACGAUCAUUCCUGACGACAAAACUAGCGUCAACACAUUCUCCAUCAUCGUCGACGACCUCGAGGAGCAACUGCGAUCUAGUAUCGAGCAGGACGAUCUUCCAAACGAGCCGAGGCCGUUUAAGCUCGCCAAAAAUUUCUACAAGGCUUGCAUGAAUAAAACCGCUAUCGAGAAGCGAGGCCUGCAACCGUUGCUGGACAAUCUGAGAAAACUCGGUGGCUGGCCGGUUCUGGAUGGCGACCGAUGGAACGAUGGCGAUUUCACGUGGAAGGACUUCGUCUACCGAUUCCGCAAACUGGGCUACUCUGUCGACUACUUCAUCGAUUUCGGUGUCGGCGUCGAUUUGAAGAACAAUUCGAGGCGUUUGAUCGAUCUCGACCAAGCAGCCCUCGGGCUCUCUCGCGAAUACCUAAUCAAGGGCUUGGACGAGAAAAUCGUCCAGGAAUAUUACAAGUACAUGGUGGACAUUGCUGUAAUCCUCGGUGCCGACCCGCAACGAGCCAAGACGGAAUUGAAGGAAUCGCUCGAAUUUGAAAUCAAGCUCGCAAACAUCUCUCUACCCAACGAGAAACGACGGAACGUGACCCUUCUGUACAAUCCCAUGACUAUAAACGAGCUGUCCCUUACUUAUCCCAGCAUACCAUGGCGGGAAUACUUCGAUACUAUUCUCGCGCCUCAAGCUCGUGUAAAUCGGGACGAGGUGAUCAUUGUGAACGUACCCAGCUAUCUGAAGAGCUUCGAGGAUCUGAUCCAGCAUACGUCGAAAAGAGUGCAAGCGAAUUACGCGUUUUGGAGGGCGGCCGCCGCAUCGGUCAGCUAUCUUACAGACGAUAUCCGGAAGAGACAACUCAUGUACACGAUACAUUUGAACGGUAAAACGGAGAGAGAGCCGAGGUGGAAAGAAUGUGUCGAUAUAGUAUCCAGCAGUAUGGCGAUCAGCGUCGGCUCGAUGUACGUGAGAAAGUACUUCAAGGAAGACGCGAAGAAAACCGCGCUCGAGAUGGUCGCCGAUAUCCGGGAGGAAUUCACAAAGAUUCUAAAGAAGGUGGAGUGGAUGGACGAGAACACGAGACUGAACGCUUUGGACAAAGCAGCCGGCAUGGUGUCACACAUCGCUUAUCCGGAUGAGCUGCUGGAUGACAAAAAGUUAGACGAGUUCUAUUCGCGACUGGAAUUGAAUUCUGACGAUUAUCUGGGAAGCAUUUUGAACCUGACGAUCUUCGGGACAGACUUUUCUUUCGGCAGACUGAGAAAACCGGUGAACAAAACCGAGUGGAUCACUCACGGAAGGCCAGCUAUUGUAAACGCUUUCUAUUCGUCGAUCGAAAAUAGUAUUCAAUUCCCCGCAGGCAUUUUGCAAGGCACAUUCUUCAGCAACAAUCGACCUCGCUACAUGAACUAUGGCGCUAUCGGUUUUGUCAUCGGUCACGAGAUUACCCAUGGUUUCGACGAUCAAGGCAGACAGUUCAACAAGGAAGGUAAUCUCGUCGAUUGGUGGGAUCCACAUACGAAGGAGCAAUACCUCAAGAGAGCCGAAUGUAUAAUCAACCAAUAUGGAAACUACACUGUGAAAGACGUUGGCAUGAACUUAAACGGAAUAAACACUCAAGGCGAAAAUAUUGCUGACAAUGGUGGCAUAAAGGAGGCCUAUCUCGCGUACAAGGAAUGGGUCAAGCGAAACGGACGGGAACAAAAACUACCGGGUCUGUCCUACAGUCCGCAGCAAAUGUUCUGGAUAAGUGCCGCCAAUACGUGGUGCAGCAAGUACCGGCCGGAAGCGAUGAAGCUGCGCAUCACAACCGGCUUCCACAGUCCUGGCGAGUUCCGCGUUCUGGGACCGCUUUCGAACAUGGAGGAGUUUGCGCGAGACUUCAAUUGUCCAGUCGGCUCUAAGAUGAAUCCCGCGAAAAAGUGUGCCGUAUGGUAGAUUUUAAAUCAGAGAGAGACGAAUCUGUUAUAUAUGUACAACCGUUGAAAAUCCUAGAAGGCGCGUUAUUAUGUCCCUUAUUUUGUUGAAGUUUAUUUCGCCAAUAUCGUUCCACGGCUUAGAAAUAAGAGUAAAGUUAUACGCGAAUGCGCAAUGUUAUCUUUCUCUUACUCCCAUAGCCGUAAAAUAUCGUCUGCUACUACAGACGUUAUCAUUCUCGAAACCAUUAUCGAAUUGUUAUUCUGUAGAAUUUUGUGUCGCGUUUUGGAGUAUUCUAGGAUUCUUCUAGGGUUCACAAACUCCUAGGGUUAACAAACGGAAAGAGGAAUCGACUAAACAGAUGCAAAAAAUUGGGGAUAACGCACUUGUUCCCAAUACACGGUACAUUGUGUUGGACGCAUCGUCGCAGCAGAAAAUAAUUUUAUCAGUGACGACGCUGCUUAGAAGUGAAAACUGACAAAUGUGCGACAGCACGAUUUUGCAACAGCACGAGAUGCAGAAAAAGAGAUGAAAAAAUUUGCUCUAUGAGGAAUCCAUAAAAAUCGAUUCGACUUGCGCUCUUAGACACGCGGAAUAUAUAUGUAUAUUAUAUAUACAAAAUGCCCCGCUCUUAUAUCGCAUUAAUUUUUAAUGACAGUUUCUUCGGCUUAUUUGGCGUAGAACUUUCCUGAGCGAAAAUAUCGAGGAACCGAUAAUCUCCGAACUAUAAACGAUUGAGAAAAAAGAUUCAAGAACAUUUUUUCAUUUCAAAUUCUUGUAUGUCCUACAUUCUUUAAUUAAUUUCUGAUCGAGAUCUGAUAGUUUGUUUUAAUAAAAUUUUAACAAAGUUUUAGAAAUUUUGUUCUAAAGAUUCGUUCUAAAGAUAAUGUAAACAUUUAAAAAAUUGCAGAAAAAACCGUUACCUACAUUUUCGCUAAAGAAAAGUUCUCUCCAACUUGUCCAACUUCAGGAAAUUCGCUAUUACAAAGUAAUGCAGUAGAAAUGAGUCAUUUUGUAUAUAUCGUUUUUGGUAAAGAACUUUUAUAAAAAGAAAUCUAUAUCACGGUGCGCGUAUGUAAAUAGAAAGAAAGUGGAAUAUAACAACAGAUUUAAAAGUUGAUUAGUUCUACUCGUAUGAAGUUUACUUCGUGUUAAAGGUCAUUUAACUUUGAUGUACUGAAGUCUUUGAUGUACUCGAAGCAUAUGAUAAUUGUUAUGCCAAUGUCGAUCUGAAAUAUUCCAACAACAGUAACAAAGUAAAUCGUAGCAUUACGCUCCAACGAAUUAUCCGACACGCUUGAUCUAGUUUUUAAUUAAAAAUCUAUAUGAUUGACACAUUACAUAAAAAAGAAAUAUCGGCAGCUUGAUCAAAAAUUCGACUUUCAUAUAAUUGACUUUAUAUUUUUUUUUCCUUUUUUUUUCAUUGAUAGCUUUGUGAAGACUCGCUUCUUAGAGUAAAUUUUUAAGUAUUCAGUUGAUGUGGAGAUGAAUAUCCAUAGGUUUAUAUACAAAGUGUCUCGUAAAAUCCGGAAUCAAUAGUACAUUUUUCAAUAAAUUUAAUAUAUUUCUUUAGUAGAAAUUAUUUCAACGGAAACUGAAACCGUUGCUUGCUUUUUGCUACUUCAUGAAGUAGCAAACACAUAGUAGUAUUAUCGAGUAGCAACUGUAAAUUCAACAAGUCACAUUAAUUUGUAUUCAGAUAAAAUUUAUUUUCUAAUUAAUUUAAAUAAAACAUCUUAUCGAAAUUGAAUUCGCUAAUAUUUGGUCGCAAUGUUAAAUAGCAUCAAAUAUUUCCUUAAUUAAUUAAACUUCUCUUUAAAUUUUCGCAAAUAGACAUUUCUAUUACUGUUACUCCUAUCUUUUACGAGCCACAUUUUGUACAAUAUAUUAUACAUGCAUUUGUACAUGUAUAAUUUAUAUGUAUAAUUUACAUGUAUAAUUUAUACGUUAUCGACAUUAUUCGAGAAUUACCGAGUCACUUGUCAAUCGUGUCGAGUGUGUUCUCGGGGACAAAUUUAUUAGUUGUAUAGUUACCGUCUUUAAGUACUUAGGACAACUUAUCACUAGUAUUAAACGUAGCUAUUUAACUACGAACGAUUGAAGAUGUGUUUGCGCAGUUGCGCUUUACAGCAUAUUUGUUGCGUCCAUAUGCACGCGUCGCGCAAUACGAUAAUUUUACUGCGUUAAGCUCGAUUGUUUGCCUUAGACGCAUUUCGCAAUUUUCAUAUUUAUUACGAUGACUAUUUAGUCAUCGAAUAUUAUAAGUUUAGACAAACAGAUAUAUAAGAGACAUGUAUCUUAUGAAGUAUUUGUUGAGUGUAAAAGUUUAAUACAAAAGAGUCUCAUGUAAAUACCAAA